CUAUUCAUGCAUUUCAAGUUGGGAGAAGAGAAAUUGGAACAGAUGGCGUCAGAACACUGCAACUGUGCCUUUGGAACUUUAGGUAGAGCGGACUCGUUGAACCAUUUGCUCCGAAGUUGUGCUAGCAAGAUCGAUGGCGGGGUAGUGCUGGGGACUCGAGCAGAAAUGCUGGUCUUAGAAAUGUUGCGGGAGAUCCGAGCGGUGGAAAUACUGCUUGGGGUUUGAGUAGAAACAUUUAGUUUGCUGGGGAUAGUAGAAGUCGAGGUAGCAGCAGUAGGCUCCUCGUGUGCUGUUUGCCUUCCAGUUGCUAGCUCACUUGUCUGCCUGCGCUGAUUCAAUGAGUAGCAGGUCGCCAAGAGAAGUAACGAUGCCAUUAGUAGUAAAAGCCCGUAGUGGAUCUUUUUUUUAACUGGCGCCAUUGCAGGGUACUGCCUAGUCUCGUUAUUGGCGCGG
This is a messenger RNA of Geodia barretti, 453 nucleotides long. NCBI's taxonomy places the organism in Eukaryota, Metazoa, Porifera, Demospongiae, Tetractinellida, Geodiidae. The record is from the annotation of a GenBank genome assembly.